Molecule: messenger RNA, 1642 nt
Organism: Talpa occidentalis (Iberian mole)
Lineage: Eukaryota; Metazoa; Chordata; Mammalia; Eulipotyphla; Talpidae
Gene: ENOSF1
Product: enolase superfamily member 1
Exons: 16
Coding region: 19-1350 (443 amino acids)
Biological process (GO): carbohydrate catabolic process; amino acid catabolic process
Molecular function (GO): L-fuconate dehydratase activity; magnesium ion binding
Source: RefSeq, a predicted model, not a curated record
GCUCCGAGGGCGCGAGACAUGGUGCGCGGCAGAAUCUCCCGGCUCUGGGUGCGGGACGUGCGCUUCCCCACGUCGCUCGGGGCGCACGGCUCGGACGCCAUGCACACAGACCCUGACUACUCAGCUGCCUAUGUCGUCUUAGAGACUGAUGCAGAAGAUGGACUCAAGGGAUAUGGAAUUACCUUCACUCUGGGAAAAGGCACCGAAGUUGUUGUCUGUGCUGUGAAUGCUCUUGCCCACCACGUGCUCAACAAGGACCUCAGCGACAUUGUCGCCAACUUCAGAGGCUUCUACAGGCAGCUCACAAGUGAUGGGCAACUCAGAUGGAUCGGUCCCGAGAAAGGUGUUGUGCAUCUGGCCACAGCGGCUGUUCUCAAUGCAGUGUGGGACCUGUGGGCCAAGCAGGAGGGAAAGCCUCUGUGGAAGCUGCUUGUUGACAUGGAUCCCAAGACGCUGUUAUCCUGCAUAGAUUUCAGGUACAUCACUGACGUCCUGACCGAGGAGGAAGCCUAUGAAAUACUGAAGAAAGGUCAAGUUGGUAAAAAAGAGAGAGAGGAGCACAUGGUGACACAUGGCUACCCUGCCUACACCACAUCGUGUGCCUGGCUGGGGUACUCGGAUGACACGCUGAAGCAGCUCUGCGCCGAGGCACUGAAGGACGGCUGGACCAGGUUUAAGGUAAAAGUUGGUGCUGAUCUCCAGGACGACAUCCGUAGGUGCCGACUCAUUAGAAACAUGAUUGGACCUGAGAAGAUUUUGAUGAUGGAUGCCAACCAGCGCUGGGAUGUGCCUGAGGCAGUGGAGUGGAUGUCGAAGCUGGUCAAGUUCAAGCCACUGUGGAUUGAGGAGCCGACCUCCCCAGAUGACAUUCUGGGACAUGCUGCUAUUUCCAAGGCAUUGGCCCCACUAGGGGUUGGCGUUGCCACGGGAGAACAGUGCCACAAUAGAGUGAUAUUUAAGCAGUUCCUACAGGCGAAAGCCCUGCAGUUUCUCCAGAUUGACAGCUGCAGGCUGGGAAGUGUCAAUGAGAACCUCUCAGUGCUGCUGAUGGCCAAAAAGUUUGAAAUUCCUGUUUGUCCUCAUGCUGGUGGAGUUGGCCUCUGUGAAUUGGUACAGCACCUGAUUAUAUUUGACUUCAUAUCAGUCUCUGCAAGCCUUGAAAAUAGAAUGUGUGAGUAUGUUGAUCACUUGCAUGAACAUUUCAAGCAUCCUGUGCUAAUCAAGAAUGCUUCCUACAUGCCUCCUAUGGAUGCUGGUUAUUCAACGGAAAUGAAAGAAGAAUCUGUAAAGCAGCACCAAUAUCCAGAUGGUGAAGUCUGGAAGAAGCUCCUUACUGCUCAAGGGAAUUAAGUUCUCAGCCCUCACACAUUCUUUUUUAAGUGAAAAGGCUUAAAAUUUCUUAGGUAUGGUUUUAUAUAUGGGGAGAAAAUCAUCCUAGUAAAAACGAAUCAGUUGAAAGUUAUGUCAACGUUAGGAAUCAGCUCAGUAGUCAUUAUUACUUGAUCCUUUAAACAAAGGCAUUCUCGUAUUUGAUUCUUAAAUAAAUUUAGACUUAAUUAACCCAAAGUCCAGGAAGAUUUUCUUACAAGAUUUUACCUUGCUGGUACAGACAUUAAACUGUACUUUGAAUAAAAGAAGCAUG